Nothobranchius furzeri (turquoise killifish) is the source of this 1713-nucleotide messenger RNA. RefSeq names its product rasd family member 4 (gene rasd4). The record is from RefSeq and is a predicted model, not a curated record. NCBI's taxonomy places the organism in Eukaryota, Metazoa, Chordata, Actinopteri, Cyprinodontiformes, Nothobranchiidae. Gene Ontology annotation, molecular function: GTP binding; GTPase activity.
UCUCCUGAUUGGUCAGGAGUCCCAGUGGGCAGGUCAUGAGAGUAAAUAAAUACAGAGAGCAGCCUGUCAGUAACUCACUUCCAUCCACCUCACUACAACCAUCAACCAUUGCUGAAACUGUUUUCCAGCAAAGAUUCCCGACUAAGAAACAGAAGAAAAGCGGGUUUUUCAUUUUGAAGGGAGAAAGGUUGUCAUGUCUUUCGAGGUGAAGGAGAAGACUGAGGUGCGUCUGGUGUUUCUGGGGGCAGGUGGAGUUGGGAAGACGGCCCUCAUCCAGCGGUUCCUUAAGGACACCUUUGAGCCAAAGCACCGGCGUACGGUGGAGGAGCUCCACAGGAAGGAGUAUGAGGUGGGAGGAAUCAAAGUCACCAUCAACAUCAUGGAUACCAGCGGCAGCUACUCCUUCCCUGCCAUGCGGAAGCUCUCCAUCAGGAACAGUGACGCCUUCGCUCUGGUCUAUGCCGUAGAUGACCCAGACUCCCUUGAAGCCAUCAAGAGACUGCGAGAAGAAAUCCUGGAAGUCAAGGAGAACAAAUGCACCCCAAUUGUGGUGAUUGGCAACAAGAUCGACCGACACAAUGAGCGCCGGGUGUCGAGCGAGGACGUGCUGUCCAAAGUGGAGCUGCACUGGAACCAUAUCUUCUUAGAGUCAUCGGCGAAGGACAACGUCAACGUGAUGGAGGCCUUCAGGGAGCUGCUGCAGCAGGCCAACCUGCCCAGUCAGAUCAGUCCGGCUCUCUGCCGGAGGCGGGAAACCUUCCCCAAAGAGAGCAGCAAACGGCCCCCCAUGAACAAGACCAACAGCUGCAUCAUCGCGUAAGGACGGAGGACAAAUCCCAGGCUCAAAGGUUCUCAAGACAAAACAGACUGUGAAUGUCAAGAACUUUUAAUGUGAAAACCCUGGAAGAAUGGAAGAUAUUCAUUUAAAAUGUUUCUAAUUGUGGUUGCUUGUUAUUUUUUUCUUGUUCUUUUUUAUUUUUUAGAAGCGACCAUGCUUUUUUGUCUACAAGUGGCGGUUUUAUGGCUCAAGAGAUUUUGAACGUCUAAAUAUCGGUCUUGUUUUCAAACCGAAGCCGGAACGAGCAUCAAAGUGUAAUCUAUCACCUGCAACACAUAAAAAGCCAUUAGUGGUGAUUUUAACGUAUUUAAAUAGAAGCUGCUAAAUAAAGGUGCCCUUUCAAAACCUUCCCACUGCUACAUGUUGGCUUUUCUCAAUGUGAAGUAUCUUACAAGGGUUUAUUUCUGAUCAAUAAUAAAAACUUUUAAAAACCAACCUUAUAGUGUUGUUGUCAGCUUGAUGUUAGAGAACAAACAAAAACAAGGAUUCUGUUUGUUUAAAGGGCACCAGCAAGUCACAUAAAAGUCCCAUUAACCUUCAUCUGAUUGAAAAAUGUAAGUUUUCUGUCAAACUUCACACACACACACAAACAUCUGGAAUAGCAAAUCUAUCAAAAUAAAACAAAGCAAAACCUCAAAUUUCUGCAUGUGCAUGUGAUUAAGAUAGUAAUAUAUACUUAGAUAACUAACUUUCCAAUGUAAGCUAAUAUUGAUCUUGUUGGGUCGGACUUUGUCAACAUUGAUCUCCCUUCUUGAGAGCAGCGCUGGCCAAACCAGACCGGUGAGUUUAGAUGAUAGCUGCCACAUCUGUGCACGUUCCUCUGGCACCCACACAUCUUCAUUUAUUUCAUUUUGAAACGGAAAUUCAAAAUCUCA